AUGGAGCACAAAGAUGAUGACGAUGAUGAUGUGUCUUUUGCCAAAUGGAUGAGCAGCUUCUGGGGUCACAGCUGGAUAGAGGAGGAUGAGAGAGGACUCCGGGACCGCCAUGGAUCACAGAACUCCAGUUACAGGAAAACCUCCCUGCCCUGCCCAUUUCCUGUGCUUCCCAGCAUGAUGUCAUCUGACAGCCAUCCUAGAAGUCAUUCUUAUGAGGACCAGGGAUUUCAAUGCCAUACUCACGUGCGGGAUUACAGAAAAUACCCAGAGGAUGGGUCAUUCAAGGAGCCCCUGGAAUCAAAAAGAAGAUCGCAUUCCAAAAUUCAGGCAUUUUCAGAGUCCUUUGAACAGCAACUCUGCUUUAGAACCAAACGCUCUGUCUCUUCGGGACCUGAGAGCAGAAAGGAGAGAAAUGAGAGAGAAUACCGGGCAGUGGAAAUGAGGUCUUGCAAGAAAGUGGAGGAAAGAAGGAGCUCUGGGAAGGAAGAGUGUGGAGAAGCUUACCUGCCCGCCCUGUCUGAAAAGGGGCCCAAAUAGUACUUUGUUUCCACACCAUGACUACUGAUGCUGCUGUGUUUUUCUGAGCCCCAAUUCACCAGGCCCAGGAGUGGUAGCUGUAGAGUCUGCAGAUGCUGAGUGGCUCAAGUGGGUGGUUGAUUCAGCUGCUCCCCAAGACAGCUUGCAUCAUACUCCAGCUGCUUUUCAGAGUGUGAUCUGCUCUGUUGCCCUUUUAUGGGAAUAAAAAGGAUAAAAGGUAUUUUAAUAGCAUAAAGUAAUUAUUGAAA
Messenger RNA from Lagenorhynchus albirostris (white-beaked dolphin), 785 nucleotides. It is a transcript of the gene LNP1, whose product is annotated as leukemia NUP98 fusion partner 1. Lineage: Eukaryota; Metazoa; Chordata; Mammalia; Artiodactyla; Delphinidae. The transcript has 3 exons. The record is from RefSeq and is a predicted model, not a curated record. The coding region runs from base 1 to 537 and encodes 178 amino acids.